This is a messenger RNA of Brassica oleracea var. oleracea, 1614 nucleotides long. RefSeq names its product AT-hook motif nuclear-localized protein 15. The record is from RefSeq and is a predicted model, not a curated record. Gene Ontology annotation, cellular component: nucleus. NCBI's taxonomy places the organism in Eukaryota, Viridiplantae, Streptophyta, Magnoliopsida, Brassicales, Brassicaceae. The coding region runs from base 345 to 1241 and encodes 298 amino acids. Gene Ontology annotation, molecular function: DNA-binding transcription factor activity; minor groove of adenine-thymine-rich DNA binding. The transcript is spliced from 3 exons.
UCAAAAUAACAACUCAUCAUCCACCAUAACUCCUUAUCGUACGCCCCACUAAAAGUUCUUUUAACUAACGUACGCACACGCCUAUAUUUUCCAAAGUACGAAAUAGAAAGAGAAGGUGAGAAAGUUCUUACUACUUUCAAGUACAAAUCUUUGCCCCCUCAGACAAAUCUUUGGGUUUAUCUUUCUCUCUACAAGAAGAAACAACAAAACACAAAGGUACGUAUAUGAUAAAGAACAAAUGAUGUCCCAUGUCUCGUGUGUCUGAUUCAUGCAACAUGUUGGUUUAAACUUGGUUAAAGAUGCAAUCUAGAGUUUUAAGAUAAGAAGGAAAAAAAAGUAAAUCAAUGGCGAAUCCUUGGUGGGUAGGGAACGUUGCGAUAGGAGGAGUGGAGAGUCCUGUGACGUCAUCAGCUCCGUCUUUGCAUCACAGAAGCAGCAAUAACCCGAAUAUGACUCGGUCGGAUCCAAGAUUGGACCAUGACUUCACCAACAACAGUGGAAGCCCUAACACUCAUACUCAGAACAGCCAAGAGGAGCAGGACGAGUUACCCGCCGUCGAACAUGGAUCUGGAUCCGGGUCUACGGGUCGACGUCCGCGGGGUAGACCUCCUGGUUCCAAGAACAAGCCCAAGAACCCAGUGGUUAUCACCAAAGAAAGCCCCAACUCGCUGCAAAGCCAUGUCCUCGAGAUCGCCACUGGUGCUGACGUGGCGGAAAGCUUAAACGCGUUUGCUCGUAGACGAGGGAGAGGCGUUUCUGUUCUGAGCGGUAGCGGUUUGGUCACUAAUGUCACUCUGCGUCAGCCUGCUGCAUCUGGAGGAGUUGUGUCUCUUCGUGGUCAGUUUGAGAUCUUGUCUAUGUGCGGUGCUUUUCUUCCCACUUCUGGUUCUCCGGCUGCAGCUGCUGGUUUAACCAUUUACUUAGCUGGAGCUCAGGGUCAAGUCUUGGGAGGUGGAGUCGCUGGACCGCUUAUUGCAUCUGGACCGGUUAUUGUAAUCGCUGCUACGUUUUGCAAUGCUAGUUUCGAAAGGUUACCUAUUGAAGAUGAGCAACAACAACCACAAGUAGAAGAAGCGAAGGAGAAAGAGAAUGAUGAUAACAAGAGUGGGAAUGAUGGAACUGAAGGGUCGAUGCAGCCGAUGUAUAAUAUGACUCCUAACUUUAUGCCAAAUGGUCACCAAAUGGCUCAACACGACGUGUUUUGGGGUGCUCCUCCGCCUCGUGUUCCUCCUUCAUACUGAUAAUUAGAUAGGUGAUGGUGGCAUCGUUCUUUUGGCUGGGGUGGUUAUGGUUUCCAUCUGUUGGAAUUGUUAGGAAGAAUAGACUUUUGUUUAUUAAGCUCUCAAAAGUUUUCAAUUUUGUGCCGGUAAUGAGAUGACAAUUAGCUAGUUGUUUGUUUUGUGGUGGUGACUACUGGUCUUUCUGACUGAUUAUUUUCAUCGCGGAUAGCUUUAUGAAGUUAGCUGAUUGUAGAAUUGCCUUUGAGCUUUGAUGUUUAAAAACCUGAGCUUUUGUCUUUUAAGAGAAAUGGUGUGUGGCUUCUACAUUGAAAGCAUUUGAUUAUCAUUCCUUUCUUAAUGUUGAUAAGUGUGAUUCUUAUUGAUCUUUAGAGUU